UAGCUAUGAUCACACUUAAACUGACGGGCUGAUGCAGCCAACAGUUUUCUCUCAGAUGAUUUCAGCAUCAAACCAACAACAUGAAGAACUUUUUUCUACCCAUCCUCUUGAUUAUAACAGGUUGUGAGGUCCAGAGUAAACGGAAAGAAUCCAACAACUGGGUUAAAUCCACCUGCAAUCCUAAAACAAAUGGAAUAUAUCAAAUGCCUGAAGUAGCCAGUCACAUCCCAAAAACUUCGCAAAAGAUUCUCAAAGUAAUCAUCAAACAUGAUAAUAACAUAACAACAUCCAAGUGUAUUGAAGGAUUUAAUACUUCUUCUGGCUUAUAUAAAGUCAAACUCGGUGUUGGAAAUGACUCUCCAAAACCAAACAUUCAAACAGCAUAUAGAACAGCUAAAACUAUCAUCAAAUGUGAUCACAAGGACAAGUUCGGGAUUUGGUUUUUCUGCAAAGAAGAAGACAAUUUUACCUGUUGGGACCUGUUGGGACCUGUCAGGACCGUCUCAAAACUUAGAGGAGACGUUUGUAGUCACAGAAACAGGAAGUGGUUUCAGUCUGUCCAUCAGUAACGUGUCCUCACGUCAUGCUGGUUUGUACUGGUGUGGAGUGAAAGAAGAUAAACAAUCCUCACAGCAUUUACCUGUUACUGUUACAGAACUAAAGGUAGAAGCGAAUGUUGCAGGUGGUUCUGGGGCAGCAAAUUGUCUGAUUGUUGGAGCAGUUUUGCUGAUGCUGCUGUUGGGGACUGCGUCUAUUGUUUUCUACAAACAAUUUCCAUGUUCAAAAAACAAAGAAAACGGAGCAGCAGCAGAGCAUCCCAUAGAGGAUCAUGUCUAUGAGGAGAUACAGGAGAACUUCCAGAAAUCAGAAAAUGCAGUGACUACCAUCUACACCACCGCUAAGUUUACCACAAAUGAACCUGACUCUCUGCAUUGCUCUACUGUAAACUUUAAAAACAGCUCAGCUAAUGCAGACAUAGCUCCUCUUUCUACAAAUAUCUUACUGUGAGGUCUGGCCAGAGCCCAUCCUGUUUCACUAUAAAUUAGCCAUCUGGCCUACUGGUAGUCAUCUUCACCCAACAGCCAAGAAACCAGAGCAGAAAUGAAAAGCUUUUUACACUCAAUUAUUGGAUCUUAAUUGCUGUUUGACCAAUAAAAUCAAGUAA
This is a messenger RNA of Melanotaenia boesemani (Boeseman's rainbowfish), 1165 nucleotides long. RefSeq lists its product as uncharacterized. The transcript is spliced from 6 exons. Bases 352 to 1008 code for a protein of 218 amino acids. The record is from RefSeq and is a predicted model, not a curated record. Lineage: Eukaryota; Metazoa; Chordata; Actinopteri; Atheriniformes; Melanotaeniidae.